Trypanosoma brucei brucei TREU927 is the source of this 753-nucleotide messenger RNA. RefSeq names its product 40S ribosomal protein S6, putative. Gene Ontology annotation, biological process: translation. Gene Ontology annotation, molecular function: structural constituent of ribosome. Gene Ontology annotation, cellular component: ribosome. The coding region runs from base 1 to 753 and encodes 250 amino acids. NCBI's taxonomy places the organism in Eukaryota, Euglenozoa, Kinetoplastea, Trypanosomatida, Trypanosomatidae. The transcript has a single exon. The record is from RefSeq and is a predicted model, not a curated record.
AUGAAGUUGAAUGUCGCCUAUCCACGGAACGGCACCGUCAAGCAGGUUGAAGUAACCGAUGAGGUCCUCCGCCGUGUCAACUUGGGCGACUACCGCCUUGGCAACGAGGUGGACGGCGCCAUAUUUGGUGAGGCCUUUAGGGGUUACACCUUCAAACUUCGUGGCGGUUCCGAUAAAGAGGGAUUUCCAAUGGUGCAAGGCGUAAUGGCCCCAAGUCGUGUGUCACUUCUUGUGAAGCGUGGCGCUGUUGGCUUCAACACCUUCCGUGGUUAUCAGGGUGAGCGUCGCCGCAAGUCCCUCCGUGGCUGCAUUCUUGGGAGCGACAUUGCCGUGCUGAACGUCACUGUGGAGAAGGUCGGUGAGCAACCAAUCGAGGGUGUGACAGACGUGUCGGUACCUCGGCGUUUGGGACCCAAGCGCGCGAACAAAAUACGUAAGCUCUUCAAUCUCGGUCGCACGGAUGACGUACGCAAGUAUGUGAUCCGUCGGAAGGUGACGAAAGAGGGCAAGAAGGACCGUUUCAAGGCACCCAAGAUCCAACGUCUCAUCACCUCCACGAUUAGGGCACGCCGCGCCAAGAAAGUGCGCGUCGCCAUUGAUAAAGUUCGCAAAUCGGCAGCCGAGCGCCGUGAGUACCUCCGCCUCGUUGGUGCUCGCCGCCGCGCUGCCCGCCAGCGUAAGGCGGCUCGUCAUCACUCAAGCAGGGUGAAUGCACAGAGGAAGGAGGUUGAUGCCUUCAAGGCACGGAAGUAG